Molecule: messenger RNA, 2570 nt
Organism: Siniperca chuatsi (mandarin fish)
Lineage: Eukaryota; Metazoa; Chordata; Actinopteri; Centrarchiformes; Sinipercidae
Gene: cyp2u1
Product: cytochrome P450 2U1
Exons: 5
Coding region: 145-1728 (527 amino acids)
Biological process (GO): xenobiotic metabolic process
Cellular component (GO): cytoplasm; intracellular membrane-bounded organelle
Molecular function (GO): heme binding; oxidoreductase activity, acting on paired donors, with incorporation or reduction of molecular oxygen, reduced flavin or flavoprotein as one donor, and incorporation of one atom of oxygen; iron ion binding
Source: RefSeq, a predicted model, not a curated record
CGGAAGAGCGUAUACUGGUCUAUUAAAAAGCAGUUUCGUGGAGUUGACAUGUUAUCGAUCCUUUUGCAAGGACUGUAUGAAUACUCCUAAAAAUGGGAUAGUAUUGUCAGCUCACUGAAUUCAGUUUAUUUUAAUUUUGACACCAUGGUGUCGCUGUCAUGGCUGGAGAAUCUGAGCAGCUCUGUACUGUCACAUGUAAACAUUGUAGCUUUGACUGUGAUAGUGUAUUAUUUAUUUAUUUUUUAUCAGAGACGGUGGGACCACGCAAAUAUUCCGCCAGGUCCGAAGCCGUGGCCGGUGGUCGGCAACUUCGGCGGCUUUCUUAUCCCCUCUUUCAUCCAUAGGAGGUUUGGACAGCAGUCCGACGGCACCUAUAGAAACGCCGUGGUUGUUUUAACGGAACAAGCCAACGUGUAUGGUAAUGUUUACAGCCUUUUUGUAGGGACUCAGUUGGUCGUUGUGCUUAAUGGCUAUGAAGUGGUCAAGGAUGCUCUCUCAAACCAUCCCGACGUGUUCUCCGACAGACCAGCUAUUCCUGCUGUCACGAUCAUGACUAAACGCAAAGGAAUAGUCUUCGCAGCUUACGGGCCGGUGUGGAGAAAGCAGCGCAGGUUCUGCCACACCACACUCCGAAACUUUGGCCUGGGGAAGUUGAGCUUGGAGCCUUGCAUCCUUCAAGGCCUGGCUGACAUCAAAACAGAGCUGCUGCGACUGAACGAGGAGUCUGGUGGGGCUGGUGUGGACCUGGCCCCGCUGAUCAGCAACGCCGUGUCAAACGUCAUCUGCUCGCUGAUCCUGGGACAGCGCUUCCAUCGCGAAGACCGCGAGUUCCGCACCAUGCUGGGCCUGAUGGUUCGUGGGCUGGAGAUCUGCGUGAACAGCCCUGCAAUCCUCAUCAACAUCUUUCCACUGCUGUACUACUUGCCUUUUGGGGUCUUCAAGGAGUUACGGCAGGUGGAAAGAGACAUCACAGUGUUUCUGAAGAAGAUUAUCGCAAAGCACCGGGAAACAUUAGAUCCUGAAAGCCCAAGGGAUCUUGCAGACAUGUACUUGUUGGAGAUGUUGUCCCAGCAAGCUGCUGGAGAGGAGGACAGCAGUUUCACAGAAGAUUAUCUCUUUUAUAUAAUAGGAGAUCUCUUCAUUGCUGGCACUGACACCACCAGUAAUUCAGUUUUAUGGAUUCUGCUUUACAUGGUCUUACACCCUGAUAUCCAAGACAAGGUCCAGGCAGAGAUUGAUGAAGUGGUGGGCAGACAUCGGGUUCCGUCUUUGACUGAUAAGGGAAGUUUGCCUUUUACUGAAGCAACCAUCAUGGAGGUACAGAGACUGACUGUAGUGGUUCCUCUGGGUAUUCCUCACAUGGCCUCCGAGACAACAGAGUUCAGAGGCUACACUAUUCCCAAAGGAACAGUUAUUUUGCCCAACCUGUGGUCUGUCCAUAGAGAUCCCACUGUAUGGGAUAACCCAGACAGUUUCAACCCAGCACGCUUCUUGGACGAUGAGGGAAGGUUGCUCAGGAAAGAGUGCUUUAUACCAUUCGGGAUUGGUCGCAGAGUGUGCAUGGGUGAACAGCUGGCAAAGAUGGAGCUGUUCCUGACGGUUACCAUCUUACUGCAGGCCUUCAAAUUCAGACUCCCAGAGGGAGAGCCUCCUCCUCCCCUGCACGGGCGAUUCGGCCUGACGCUGGCACCCUGCCCAUUCACUGUGUGUGUGAGCCUUCGUAAAUGAAACAGUGAAAAAACUGGUUUAUUUUUUUAAAAAGAAGUUUGCUUUAUUUUUGACAGUACAGUAGAGAGAGACAGGGAAGGCAGGGGAGAGAGAGGGGAGUGACAUGCAGCAACGGGCCCAACCGGACUCGAACACAGGCCGACUUUCUACCAGGUGAGCUACCGGGGCGCCCCUGGAAGACUUGGUUCCAACAGAUUUUCUGUAAACUGGGUGUUCUGAUGCCAAGGACCUUGCAAAAGGCCAAAGAUGUUGGUAAAGGUCUCCUGGAGAGACAAUGUAAUGUGUGCAAAAUAUAAAAAGUAGGUUUUGAUCGGGAUGUAAGUGUUUUGCUCUUGCAAUUAUGGCUGCAUAUUAUAUUUCAUUAUCAGUUAAUUUAUUGAUUAUUCGAGCAGUCAUUUAGUCCAUAAAAUGUAAAAAAUAAUGACAAAUACUAAUACUAAAUAAGUGAUGCCUUACAGUCGGUAUUAAAUUUACAAUAUGAGAACAGAAAGAAGCAAAAACAGAACAGAUGCAAAUCAUCUUAUUUAAGAAGCUGGAUUCAUUUUUAGUUAAUCAACCGCUUGAUUAAUAAGGUCAGUAUUAUAUGCCAGAUACCUUUGCUUUUGAAAGAAACCUGCUGAAUAUCUGUAUUGAUAUUUUAUAAAUGUACUGUUUUUAUGAUGCAUAGCACUUAUUUAUAGAAAUUAGCACACAUAUCUGUCUAUAUAAUGUCUUUUAUUAGGGCAUUAGGGAAAGAAAGAUUUCAGUUUUCUGCCCAAGAGUUUAAAAAUAUAUUUCCUUACAGACUCGAUGAAUGGAUUAUUGACAACUUGUCAAUAAAAACAGAUUAUCUUUAAUAAUGA